CCUCAGAAUCUUUAAGUAUUAAUGCAUCUCAAUAUGACUUGAAAAUACUCUCACAGAAUAUUGAUCUGCCUAGUAAUCAAGCACCGUAUUUAGCUAUGGCACGUCAUACGUCAAAUUUAUUUGAAACAAACCAGCAUACAGCUAUAGUGAUAUUAGGUAGUGAAGAGAUGGACAACUUUUUUAUACAACCUCAGAAUUAUUUACAUUCUACGGGGAUUAAUAAUCACUCCUACGAAAGAUUACUUCCAAACCACCAAGAUUUAAGACGAACCACAGAUACUAUGGCGAAUUUUAUUCAUCCUACGUCUGAUUUAGAUGAUGAUGGCGAUGUUGCUGCUAAUCAUCAUGCUAAAAAUAAUGUUGAUACUGGUACAUACUACUAUAAUCGUAAUAGUAAUAUGUAUGCAAAAGCAAUACAAGUGAAUAAUAAGCGGUUAUUUCAAUCAACUACAUAUCGUGUUGCUUUGAGAGCAUGUUCUCAGUAUUCCGAUGGUCGUCAGUUAUGUUCAACAAGCCAAUGGUCUGAGAGAAUAUCCUCCAUCCUUUCAGAGAAUGUUAACAGGUUGUCAAAUCUGAAACCAAUCAAAGAUAAAACACUCACAUGGAAUCUUCAAGAAUCAUCUUCAUUCACUAUCAUUUUAAUUGGUCUAGCCGGUGGACUAAUAUUUUUCGCUAUCCUGAGUACAAUACUUGGUUGUAUUCUACGGCGUAGAAAGCAACAGCUGGCUCGGAGAUCAGCACUUGAAUCAAGUAAUCAAUGGGAUGCACAAAUCUGUAGAGAUUUGAGUAAAUCAAUAUUUGCUGCUGAAAAUUUAUCUGGAUCACACAGUUCACAAACUAAAUGUUUUGCCUCGAAAAAUAAUAAUAAUAGUUUUAUAAAUUCUCAUCCCUCAAAUUACUUUUUAAACAUCCGUACAGAAGAAGGAUCACGCAGUCCAUCGAAUUCAAGCAGUGGUAUCCUAGGCCUAAAUCUUCCACGACCAAGUACAGGUGGACUAUCCGUCGGUACGAAUAUCAUGUCGCCAUUAGCUUCAUCAACAAAUCAAUUAACUAUAUCAGAUAUAUCACCAGUAAUUACUAGAUCAGUACAUAUGAACAGUGUAAACAACAGUUUAGGAGAAAAAUGUGAAUCACCGACAAGAAGUGUUAACAGUACUACUGCUGAAGCCAUUGUGAUGAAUAGACCAUUGUUUAAUAUCCAGUCGAAAUCGGGUACAACAAGUAUGAUGGAGAAUUUCAAUCAACUGUUUCGUGAUGGAACUAUUGAAAUUCAUCGUAUGCCUAUACCAGUUGACCAAUUACAAGAAAUAAUUUAUCAAGCAAGAAGUAAUAAUUAUAUUAACUUUCAACAAGAAUUUCAAGCUAUAGAACAGAUAUCAAAGUCACGAUAUAUCAGUGCAGUACAUUCAAAUUUAGAUAUGAAUAAGUCAAAAAAUCGAUAUCCAAAUAUAUUAGCCUAUGAUCGUACACGGGUGACAAUACAAUCAAGUAAUCAUAUGAAUAUAUCAGGAUCAGAUUAUAUCAAUGCUAAUUAUAUUGAUGGUUACAGAAAACAGAAUGCAUUUAUAGCAACUCAGGCUCCAUUACCAAAUACAUUUGAAGAUUUUUGGACAAUGAUAUGGGAACAGAAUACAAGUGUGAUUGUUAUGCUGAGUAAAAUUAUUGAAAAAGGUCAAGUUAAAUGUGAUCAAUAUUGGCCAACAGUCAGUGGAACGCUUAUAUUCUCUAAUUUAAUUAUAACCCAUAUAGAAACAACUGAAUUGGCAAAUUAUACAAUCCGCAGUUUUGAAUUACGCAAAGAAAGUGAACAUAGAAAAAUCUGGCAUUUACAAUAUACAAGCUGGCCUGAUCAUGGGGUACCAAUUUAUUCGACAGUAUUUUUAAUGUUUCUUCGACGUGUUGGUACAAUUACUCCAGCUGACUGUGGACCAAUUGUUGUUCACUGUUCCUCUGGUACAGGAAGAACUGGUAUCUACAUAGCAAUCAAUAUAUUAUUAGAACGUAUGAAAAGUGAAUCUGUUAUUGAUAUAUUCGGUCUGGUGAAUCAACUACGCAUGCAACGCAAUUCUAUGAUUGAAACACAAGAUGAGUACACGUUUAUUUACACUGCACUACUUGAAUCAAUAACCGAUGGCAACACCGAAGUAUCCGCUCGUAAUCUCUACAUACACUUACAGCAUUUAUCUAUGAUACAGACAACAGUUACAAAUGAUUAUCCUAUGAAUCCUACGGGUCAACAACUGUCGUCAUCAUCUCCUCCAACGAUAUCAGUGAACAGUGUAAAUGAGAAUGUUAAUAAUACAGCUAAUGUGACGGCGACAACAAAUUCCUUAGGCUAUACUGGAUUCCAAUUAGAAUUUCGUAAAAUCAACAAGCUAUCACCAAAUAUUGCAUUCGCAUUGAAUUGUGUUACACCAAAAACUGGUAUCCUAGGAUAUUCAUCGUCUGCGAUUCAUAUACAAGAUUGUAAAUCGGUUGUUUCGUGUGAAGUAGCCAAGAGAAAUGUUAAUUUUAGUAAAAAUCGUCUAGUCAGUAUAAUACCAUUUGAUUGGAAUCGUGUAACUUUAUGUCCAGUACGUGGAGUAGAUGGAUCUGAUUAUAUAAAUGCCAGUUUGAUUGAUGGUUAUCUAAAGAAAAAUGCUUAUAUCGCUUGUCAAGGACCAAUGGUAUCAACUGUAGAAGAUUUUUGGCGUAUGCUUUGGGAAAAACACAGUUGCUUAAUUGUCAUGUUAUGCUCAAUUAAAGAGAGUGGGAAAGAGAAAUGUUUCACCUAUUGGCCAGAGGAUAAAUUAGCCCGUUAUCAAUUCUUUGUAGUGGACUUGACAGCUCAGUAUACAAUGUCUAGUCAUAUAUUAAGAGAAUUUAAAGUAACCGAUGCACGGGAUGGAGAAUCACGUAUCAUUAGACAACUGCAAUAUAUUCAAUGGAAUGAACAAGGCUUACCACAGACAAGUGAAAGUAUAAUUGAUUUGAUUGGACAUAUGCAUAAAAUUAAAGAGCAACAGAAUUAUGAUGGACCGAUCACUGUUCAUUGCAGCUCUGGUGCUGGUCGAACAGGAUUAUUUAUAACAAUGUGCAAUGUGUUGGAAAGGCUACGUCAAGAAUCAGUUAUCGAUAUGUAUCAAACAGUGAAAUUACUUCGACAACAACGUGUCUGGAUGGUACAAACAGAAGAACAAUAUCGUUUCUGUUAUACAGCUACACUGGACUACUUGAAUUCAUUUGAUCUGUGCACUCAACCACAAUUACAAGCACCAAUACCAAUAAUACCAACGCCACUACCCAUGCAAAUGCAUAAUUUACACAGAAAUUCACCAAAUUUAAAAACAAAAUUAAAAUCUACGCAAUUAUCUGAUAAAAGCGUUCUAUUUGAAUUUGAUAAAAAUUAUGAAAUAGGCAAUAAUCAUAAUCAUAAUAAUUUAAUAAUUCAAUAGGAGAAUUAAAAC
Trichobilharzia szidati is the source of this 3446-nucleotide messenger RNA. The record is from the annotation of a GenBank genome assembly. NCBI's taxonomy places the organism in Eukaryota, Metazoa, Platyhelminthes, Trematoda, Strigeidida, Schistosomatidae.